Molecule: messenger RNA, 1659 nt
Organism: Varanus komodoensis (Komodo dragon)
Lineage: Eukaryota; Metazoa; Chordata; Lepidosauria; Squamata; Varanidae
Gene: CKM
Product: creatine kinase, M-type
Exons: 7
Coding region: 121-1440 (439 amino acids)
Biological process (GO): phosphocreatine biosynthetic process
Molecular function (GO): creatine kinase activity
Source: RefSeq, a predicted model, not a curated record
GCGCCCGAGUCGGGCUUUCGGGUCACCCUUUGCGCUGGAGCGAGACUAGGUCGCGCCGAACCCCUGGGGACACUUGCAGCCUGAUUCUUCCCGUCAGGACCCAUCCCACCAUCCGCCACCAUGCCUUUCGGAAACACCCACAACAAGUACAAGCUGAACUUCCCACCGGAGGAGGAGUUCCCUGACCUCACCCAUCACAACAACCACAUGGCCAAGGUCCUUGACAUCAACAUCUACACCAAGCUGCGUGGGAAGGAGACCUCCAGCGGGUUCACCCUGGAUGACUGCAUCCAGACCGGCGUGGACAACCCAGGCCACCCUUUCAUCAUGACCGUCGGCUGCGUGGCUGGAGAUGAGGAGUGUUACGACACCUUCAAGGACCUCUUCGACCCCGUCAUCCGCGACCGCCACGGCGGCUACAAGCCCACCGACAAGCACAAGACCGACCUGAACCACGAGAACCUGAAGGGUGGGGACGACCUGGACCCCAACUAUGUGCUCAGCAGCCGCGUGCGCACCGGCCGCAGCAUCAAAGGGUACACCCUGCCCCCCCACUGCAGCCGUGGGGAGCGCCGUGCUGUGGAGAAGCUGGCUGUCAAAGGGCCCCCGGCCGGGACGGCGGGCGCCCCUUCAGCGCUGCGUCUGCUUCGGCUGGCCUGCGGCUCGGGGGCUCUGUCGCCGCUGGGGGCACGGAGCAGCACCGCGCUGCUCGUGGGGGGGGCGCUCGCUCCGGAUCGUCCGCCUUGGGCUGCGCUCCUGCUGCGCACCUGCCGGAAGGAAGGCGGGUGGGGGCGGGAACGAAGCGGGCAGGCAGAGGUGGGCAGCAGGCCCCCCCCUCCCGGCGCACCAGCGCCCUCCGUGCGGCGCGUGCAGCAGGGGGCGGCUGGAGGGGCCAGCCAGGCACGGAGGGCCGAGGUCCCACACGCCGCGCUCGCUCGCUCCCGCAGGCACAACGACAACAAGACCUUCCUGGUGUGGGUCAACGAGGAGGACCACCUGCGCGUCAUCUCCAUGCAGAAGGGCGGCAACAUGAAGGAGGUCUUCCGCCGCUUCUGCGUGGGGCUGCAGAAGAUCGAGGAGAUCUUCAAGCAGGCCGGCCACCCCUUCAGCUGGAACGAGCACUUGGGCUACAUCCUGACCUGCCCGUCCAACCUGGGCACCGGUCUGCGCGGGGGGGUCCAUGUCAAGCUGCCCCACCUCAGCAAGCACGCCAAGUUCGAGGAGAUCCUCACACGCCUCCGCCUGCAGAAGCGCGGCACAGGCGGCGUGGACACCGAGGCCGUGGGCGCCGUGUUCGACAUCUCCAAUGCCGACCGCCUGGGCUCCUCCGAGGUGCAGCAGGUGCAGCUGGUGGUUGACGGCGUGAAACUCAUGGUGGAGAUGGAGAAGAGGCUGGAGAAGGGCCAGGCCAUCGACGACAUGGUCCCGGCCCAGAAGUGAGGGGCUCCCCAGCCUGGAUCGGGGCUCGGACUCCUGGAGGGUGACCCCAACCCUGCCCCUUCGAGCAGCAGCCUCCCGCUGUCCUCCUCUCUCCGGCUCAGGAGAGGCGGGGGCCCAGCGGGCAGCUGCCCCCUCAGCUGGCUGGGAAGCUCCCGUCACCGGAGCCUCCGUGGAAGCAGUUAAUAAAGCUGACGAAGGGCCCAGAGCCUAGCUCCUCAA